GUCGAGGAGAGAGAGCACGUCGUCGUCGCGUUGCACGAACAUUUAUCUCAUCACUCUCUUCUCCCAAUAGUCCAUAAGCAAAAAAAUGACAAAAAACAUGCUCAUCGACGCGUUUAGAGUUUGAAUCGAUUGAUAAGUGAGCGUCCGACUUAUCGUUCAACAAAUCGAGCAGUGUUUCGCGAUCGAUUCCAUUCAGGAAUAAUAAAUAAAAGUGAUUAAUAUAUUUGGUGCAUCCUCGAGCUUGUUACAUCGGAGUGGGGUUAUAUACCGCAGUUUUGACGGGCGUUCGGCGUUAGAGCGAAAGAAAGGAGAGGAUAGAAGAAAAAAAGAGAGAAAAGCGACCGUAGCGCUACGGGACUGCGCUACUAUAUCCAAGUAUAUUAUCAAAAUCAAUGCAAUAGUGCGGUGUUUCGAGGGACUUGCUCGUCUGGAGGUUUGUGUGUGCCGUCUCGUUUUUUGUCUUUCUUUCGACUUUAUCGGUGACUCUCCUGUAACUCUCCUUACCACUUAUACACAACAUACGGUAACUUGACGCACACACUUACAUGCGAAUUUACAUUCCCCCUACAUGAAUGUGUUCAAUUUUUAAAGAAUAAAACAAAAACAGCACGAUGUCCAACGGAGUUACAAUGCUGGGAAACAAUCAGGCGGCGCUUCGAAAAAUUAGUGCAAUGUCCGUUGGUCCUCCAGGCGGUACUCCAGGUGCGACAGAAGGACGUCAAGGAAAGCACUCCGCAGGUAUGGAUACUAACUCGGGACACACUGGCCUCAAGAGACACGCCGAUUGUGAAGCCGAAGGUCCGCCAGUGCCGAAAAAGAGGCACAAGAAUCCACAGCCAAAAAACGCGGUAUGCGCAUUAAACGAGCUGAAAACCGGAGCUAUAUAUAAGGUGGUUGGACAAACGGGACCGACACACGCGCCGAUAUUCACGAUUGCGGUGGUGAUUGAUGGACAAACGUACGAGGGCAAAGGACGUACGAAGAAAAUGGCGAAGCACGCGGCUGCUGAAUUGGCGUUACGAAGUAUCGUGCAAUUCCGUAACGCGCCCGAGAUACAUCAGGCGUUAAAUCCCUGCCAGGCGAUACCGCCGCUCGAGCCCGAUUUUACGAGCGAUGUUACCGAGCGUGACAAUCAUUUGGUAAAUGCCUUCAAAACGCUGUCCCAAGAGCCGAAAAAUUCAAGUAAAUUCAUGGACAAAGGACCUGUCGCCCUCAUCAACGAAUUGUAUCCUGGUGUCGUUUACAAAUGUAUCUCGGACAGUGGCGAGAGUUACGCCAAAUUCACGAUAGCUGUUACGAUCGACGGAGAAACUUUCGAAGGGACCGGACCGAGCAAAAAAUUGGCAAAGGCCGCAGCUAGCAAAGCUGCACUCGCCAAAUUGCGAAACGUUCACAGCUCCUCCUUCUGUAUACCUUUACCCGUUCGCAUAUUGCCAAACUUUUCUAAUUCUGGCCACUCCCACGAACAACUCAGUCUACCGCAAAUGUUGGCUGAUAAAAUCGGCAAAAUGGUCAAUCAAAAAUUCACCGAGCUCAUGCAAACCAAACCCCAGCAUGCCAGGCGCAAGGUACUCGCUGGCAUUGUUCAAACCAAAGGACAAGAGGCUGAGCUCAUUUGUGUCACCACUGGUACGAAAUGCGUAUCCGGUGAGCAUUUGAGCGUGAGCGGCGGAGCGUUGAACGAUUGUCACGCGGAGGUUGUGGCGCGUCGUUGUCUAUGCGAGUAUCUCUACCGGCAAUUGGCUCUGCACACGGAGAAUCGGAGCGAGGAUUCAAUAUUGGAAGCAGCGAAGAAGGGCUACAAGCUGAGAGCGGGUAUACAAUUUCAUCUGUACAUAAAUACGGCGCCGUGUGGAGACGCAAGAAUUUUCUCACCUCACGAGGAAAACGAGUCGGUCGACAAGCACCCAAACAGGAGAGCGAGGGGUCAAUUGAGAACGAAGAUCGAGUCCGGGGAAGGCACUAUUCCGGUUAAGAGCAGCGACGGUAUUCAAACUUGGGACGGAGUACUCAUGGGCCAAAGACUGCUGACGAUGUCGUGUUCGGAUAAAAUAGCUCGGUGGAACGUACUAGGUGUGCAAGGCGCACUCCUCAGCCACUUCAUCGAGCCUAUUUACUUCCACAGCAUCGUUCUCGGCAGCCUGUUAAACCCAAGUCACAUGUAUCGCGCGGUUUGUGGACGUAUUGAGAAUACGAUUCAGGGUUUACCGCCCCCAUACAGGCUGAAUAAGCCCCUUAUGAGUCUUAUUACAUCGUCCGAGGUCAGACAACCUGGCAAAGCACCGAAUUACAGUGUCAAUUGGACUACAGGUCAGAACGAAGCCGAGGUCAUCAAUUGCACGACCGGUAAAGACGAGCUUGGAAAACCCUCGAGAAUCUCGAAACAGGGCUUGUUUCGCAUGUUUUACAAUCUUCUCGGUCGCAUCAGCACUAUUGAUGAUACUGACAGAAAUCAAUGCCGUCAUUAUCUUGAUGCCAAAUUGUCCGUACAAGAUUAUUCGCACGCCAAGCGUCAACUGAAGGACGCGUUCGUACGUGCGGAGUUGGGAAGUUGGGUAAAGAAGCCAAUCGAGCAGGACAUGUUCGAGGUCGACAUCUGACUAGUUAAGGGAGAAUCAGUAUCUCCGAAAGCUACGACGGAGAAGAUAAAAUCGCGGUCAUCGGUGUACGUAGUUCCUAGCGCAAAAUAGAUCGCUCGCCCGGUGUGUCAUAACGCGGCAGAAUUUGGCAUCAGUAAAGCAUAAAUCGUAGGGAUCUCAUCCGCGAUAAAUUAGUUCGUUACGAUAAUCGAGGUUGAAAUUCGGAGGUCAAAACAAUAGGAGAAUGGGAUAGUAAUGGGGAUUGGAAAGUUGAAGGUUCGUAAGAAUUUCGUACGUGAACUCGUACGUAUGGAAAAAAAUACAUAUAUAUAUAUUAUAUAUAUGCAAACACGAACAUACAAUUUUAUUGAGACGGAAAGAUUUUACAUUCGCGAAUGUAUAGCCGAGGGCAUUUUUUCCCAACGAACAUAGAUUCACGAGGAUAAGUACAGGAGAAUGAAUCGAGAAAGCCACUCUUGAAACAGGAAGAAGAAAAAUCAAUGUGUGCUUCCUUCUUACGGAUGGUCGAACGAGAUCAUUUAGCUGAUAAAAUCUGCUCGUCUGUUGCGAUAAGAGGGAUCAAUUUCAUAGGACGAAGAGUGAAAGAAAUAGGGAAACACACAAAAAAAAAGACAAUGGUGGAAUUCCUCGAUUACGCGCUUCGAAAUGUAAUCUAUAAUGAACUAGAGUAUUACGUCGGUUGACACGACAUCAUCAUAGACUGGUAGGGUGAUAAGGUACGAACGAAAAGACACGAAGUAGACAGGAAGAUGAAUCGCUGCACACACAGGUAUAAAAAAAACAACAGCAACACACACACACACACACAGACACGUAUUUACAAAAUGCAUGGUUAAUAUCCUUAGCAUAAGAAAAAUUUUGAGUUUCGUCUGCAGUUGAAUUCGACGAGGAACGCGUAGCGGCCUUAAGAAUUUGACGUUUUCAUUUUUGGACAGUUUUACGUGUGGAAAUGACGCGACGAAAGGAAACGCUUGAACGCGAUUAAGCACAUAUCCCUCCUUCCUCUUUUUCUCCCAACCCUCGAACGUUUUCCCUUCUUUGAAAAAGCGAAAGGUUAAACGAAAAAGGUUGAAAGCCAAUAUUAACUCGGUUUUUAUAAGUGUUUUUUUGGUCAAUCAACAAUUAAACGAGUCGAGGCGCGAAUUUUUAUUUUCUAUGCUGUGACGAGUAUGAAGAACGCUGAUUCGAACACACAUACAGACACAAUAUAAACCCGGGAACCUUUCCAACCAAGCUUGCGAAAAAAAAGAGGAAAAAAAACGUUAUUCCAACGCUGCCAACCACCUGAGACGUGAAAAGGGUCGGCUGGCAGCGGAAGCGGUCUUGCAUCCCUUUGUCUAGAGAAAAAAAUCCAUAUUACUCUCCCCCGUCCUUCCCCCCAACCGCCGGGCGCCUCCACACUCGGUCGCGCGAUCUCCAUUUUUUUUCAUCUCUUUUUCUUAUUGUCUCGUUGGGCAAGGGAAAAACGUUAACUAGCCCGCAGAUCCACGUAUACAUGGGCCGAUGAGCGUAAUCGUCGUCCUCGUCGUCGUCGUGGAGUAAAAUAUACGCCCCCACCCCCCUUGUUCCCCCCUCCCUCUCGAAGGCUGUGACCGUAAAAACCGAUCGAGAAGAGCGAAAAGUGUUCUUGUAGACCGGAAUAAAGACGUCUUUCAGCGUCGUCGAACGAUACCUCGACGGCUGGGACGAAAAAAACGUUAACAAAAAUAAUACAAAAAUUUUAAGAUAUUCGCGCGUCAUCUUUUUCCCCCCGUGGUGACACACAAAACUCGAUCAAAGACUUGUUAUUCGAAAACAAUUUAUAUUUAUAGAUUUUACAAUGUUUUUUCAACACUCAUCGGUAUCAAAAUUCCAAUCUUAGCAUUAUUUUACUUCUUUCUAUCGUUUCGUUUUUUUAGGAUAACAUUGCCGGAAUUGUCGAAUAUUUGGAGGUUCACCAUUGGAGGAAAGAGAUCACUCGCCGAUCAAUCUGAUUAGUAUUCGUAUUGUUAAGUUCGAUAGAGCGACCAAGUUUGUAGGUGCGCAUGGGUUUUAGAAGCGAAUCUGCGAACGAGAGAGAACGAAAGUUAUUUAGAUCGAUCGAUAGAUGUAGAUAUUACGUGUGUAUAUAAGUAAAUAAACAAAUAAUUAAAUAUGUACGUAUUUGUGAAUUUGCGUACGUACAUGCAUAUUUAUUCAUUUGUUUAUUUAUAUAUAUGCAUAAAUAAAUACAUGCAUUAUUUGUGGUCAUAAUGGUAAACCGCAUCGAGACUCCUGAGAUCAUUGCCUCACUAUGUCAGUAUUUUCAUUAAUGCGAUUCUGCCGUAGUGACACACUGCCCGAUGCUGCUCCACUUUUGCGAAACGGGUCUCGACAGUUUCUCCGAGCUGUAGAGUCCCGAGGAUGUGAAAGAAAAUAUAAUAAACGAUUCAACAAUAAGCAUAAUUAUUAGAACGAGUCACAAAAUAAUGUGUAGAGCGAAAAAAAGAAAAUGAAUCGAAACAAUUGACACGAUGCUCACUGCACUAUAAAUUCAUUUUUUAUCACUGAGAUAUAUCUACAUAUAUUCUCUAAUAUCCAAAGAAUUUAGGCACACAAGUCUUAUCUUCCAAAUGGGCUACGAAUACUUAUCGAUCGCGCCAACAUCGGUGAGAAACGAUUCAGUGAAGUUUAAGAAGGGAUUAAACAACAAUGCGAGUUGUUAUUUAAGUCAGUAUCUUGGUUUUAUUUUCCUUAAGUAUUUCAUAAGUUGGGUUUCCGUGCCAAUUUUUGUAGCAUAGAAAAAAAGAAACGGUGAAAAAAAAAACGAUAACGAUGGAAGAAAAAAAAGACAGUUGCUCAUCAGUCGUAAGUUUUCGAGCUCCCUCUCAAAUAUUUGCCAUUUUCAUUCACCACUCUUCAUAGAAGAUUACAUAAUAAUGGAAAAUCGUAAGGAUUCCUCCCAGUAAUAAUGAAUAAAUCGUUAGUAAAAAAUAAUCAAUUUUAAAGAAGCAAAAUUUACGUUCACUUCAUCAUGUAUAUUGCUUACUGGUUUUUAACGUUCGGUCAUCGUACCCACCGAACACGCUCACGCAUUAUUGAAAAGCGAGUUGUACGAGUCUAGAUAUGCUUCCUUCCCAAAAGUGUAAAAAUAAGUCAGAAAACGUCCUUCGUCUUUGAAUUUCAUCAUGCUCGACCGAUCGAAUAUCAAUUCAAGUCGUUUUAUUUACAAUCUUGGAAUGACGAGUUGAAAAAUAACAAAAAAUAAUAAUACUUGACAAAGUGGAAUUAAAACGAAAAAGAAAAAAUCGAAAAAAAUAACAAAUAAUAAUAAUAAUAAUAAUAAUAAUAGUGAGUAAAAAGUAUUACGAGGGAAGCAAAGACAAAUUGAGUGAGAGACACACGAAAAAAAGGAAUCUGAUUUUAUAGUACUCGAUUCUAAUAUAUCAUUACUGUCCCGUAUAUUAAGCGGAAAUAUUUAUUACGCACCAACUUCGAUGACAAUUAUUGUCGCUGGCCAGAGAAAAACACCCUUCACUUGAAGACACUUACACACAUAGAACAGAAUAACAAAAGAUACAGCGAGAAAGUUGAUAAAAGAAAACGAGAAAACUAAUAAAAAGAUUUAGUUGUUUGAAUUAGUCGUUAGUCACUUGACUUACUACCAAAAAUAAUAAAAAACAAAAAAACUAAACUUUUCAAAUCGAAUAGAUUUAAUCGCCCUCCAAUCGUUUGCGAUGAAAAGAUGGUGGGUGAAUAAAAAACAACAACAAAAUUUAUCGUUAAGACACAACCACAAAUGUAACAGAAAUAGAGAAGGAAGAAAUGAAUAAUAAUACAAUAUCAGUGAGCUCUUGGAUCGUAAUUCAAGCAAUCGUACAUCGACUAAUUAAACGUAGACAGUUUUUAAAUUUUAAGCUUGAAUAGUGCCUCUAGUUAUACAUUCUACUGGGAAGUUAUCUAGUCCGCUCUCGAAUACCAAUAAACCGUUGUUUAAUAGUGAACAAACAAAAAAUAAAAAUAAAAAAAAAAACAAACAAACAAACAAGAAAGCGAUAAAAAUAAACAAAAUGAAACUCGUCACUCGAUUCUCCGAAAUAAAGAUUUGGGAAAAUUCAGCUCAA
Messenger RNA from Venturia canescens, 6682 nucleotides. RefSeq names its product Adenosine deaminase acting on RNA (gene Adar). Gene Ontology annotation, biological process: adenosine to inosine editing; RNA processing. NCBI's taxonomy places the organism in Eukaryota, Metazoa, Arthropoda, Insecta, Hymenoptera, Ichneumonidae. Gene Ontology annotation, molecular function: tRNA-specific adenosine deaminase activity; double-stranded RNA adenosine deaminase activity; double-stranded RNA binding. The record is from RefSeq and is a predicted model, not a curated record. Gene Ontology annotation, cellular component: nucleolus; cytoplasm. The transcript has 8 exons. Bases 612 to 2600 code for a protein of 662 amino acids.